Molecule: messenger RNA, 1012 nt
Organism: Musa acuminata AAA Group (dessert banana)
Lineage: Eukaryota; Viridiplantae; Streptophyta; Magnoliopsida; Zingiberales; Musaceae
Exons: 5
Coding region: 43-702 (219 amino acids)
Source: RefSeq, a predicted model, not a curated record
CCGGUCCAGACCGUCGCCGACACGGAAGCAUCGUGGUCUACUAUGUCUGGAGGAUCCAUCGGUGGUGGCGUCGGGCGAGGCGAGGGAAUGGCGGCGGAGUCACCCGACGGGGCCUGCCACGGGGAUCGGAGCGGUGGAGGUGACGGCGAUCUGCGGCGCAACCCGAAGCCCUCGACCUACAAAGGGAAGUCGUGCAAGGGAUGCCUCUACUAUUCCUCGCGGCUCAGAUCUGACUCCAGUAACCCCGUUUGCGUCGGCAUCAGCCGGACUCUCCCCCAAGUACCAAGCUACAUCAUUGGAGAAUCUGAAAUGGAAACUACAAAAGAUGGUCAUAACCUGUCAGAUUUCAAGUAUGCCUGUGUUGGUUAUUCAGUUUUUCUUGAUAAGAGAGAUGACCCUGUUGGAAAGCCAGAGAACCAAGCAGAGUUGCCGUUUUGUGCAGGCAUAGAGCUAUUGGUGGACAGGAGAGCUUCAACUGCUGGUCAUGUUCCUGCAAAUGUUCACAAGGAAGAUGCUACGCUUCGUUCUCAACCACAUCCACACCGACCAGCUCAAUCUUCAGGGGACGAAUUCUUCAGCAGGUUUAGAAAGAAUGCUGGAGUAGUGGCAUCAGGGGUGGCCAGAAACCUGAACAAAGUGGGCAGUUACAUCAAAGAAAACAUCGAGGACAUAUUGUAUCCUUAUCGAAGGCCACCCAAGUAAAACCUUUACCCUAACCAACAGUUGAGCUCAACGGAGCGGUAGCAAGCAAAGACAGUGGGUUCGGAUCUCCCAUGUUUCUUUCCUUUCUGUGCUGUAUAAGUUUGAAUGCCAUCACUUGUUAUGAGAAUAAAUCUGUUGUAAGAAUCUAUGUGCUUGGAUGCUGCAUGUUGGCUUUGUAGCAACAUUCCUUUCUUUUAAAUUUCUUUGAAAUAUUGUGGCAUUUUCUUUUGUUGGCUUAAUGUAAUUCCUCUGGUUGUACAUUUAGUCAUGUCAUCUGCCAAUAAAAUUGGUGUUUGUUUGUGUUUGACCA